ACACAGAAAUAUUCCGCGCCCGACUGUUACAGUCUGCUCUCUGGUGGCCACGGCUGGCGUCUCUCACUUUCGCUCUCGGUGGCAGCUUGGCGGGAACGUGUGGUGUUGUGUCUGUCUAUCUGUCUAUGUGUGGCACUCGUGGCCGUGGCGUCUGUCUCGACUGCGGCUCUCACUCUCACCUCUUCGAUCACACUGACCACCCUCAUCACAAAUGAAUUCAAAAGGAGAGACAGAAAAGAAGCAAGAUGGCGGUGACGGUGGUGAGGAUAAGUUUUUACCCCUGUUGGAAGAACAGACCGUGGUGACCUACGUAACAGUACCACCUGAUGGGGGCUGGGGUUGGGUUGUGGUCUUUGGCUCCUUCUUCUGCAAUUUCUUUGUGGAUGGCAUGGUCUACUCUGCAGGUGUUUUCCUCGGACCCAUUUCCCAGUCGCUGGAAGUGUCAAAAUCUCAAGUCACUCUUAUUGGCUCUCUGUUGACAGGUUUCUGCUUGAUGGCAGGACCUUUCGCAAGUGCUUUAGCCAACAGGUAUGGGUUCAGAGUGGUGGCCAUCCUCGGCAGUGUGGUGGCUUGUCUCAGCUUCUUGGCCUCUACAUUUGCCAACAGCAUAGAACUCAUGUGGCUUUCCUAUGGAAUUUUUGGAGGAAUAGGAUUUGGGCUGAUCUAUGUGCCGGCUGUGAUCACAACUGGGUUCUACUUUGAGAGAUGGAGAGCUCUUGCUACUGGAAUUGCUGUCUGUGGCUCAGGCAUCGGCACAUUCCUCAUCGCUCCGAUAACUCAGUACCUUAUUGACAACUUUGGCUGGAGAGGCACCAUCCUCAUUCAGGCUGGUAUGAUUUUCAACUGUGCCAUUUUUGGAGCUCUGUUCCGUCCUCUUCUUCCUGUGCAAGUGACUGUGCCUUGUGACGAAGAUGGGAACAACGAAGGGGAGGAAAGCGAAGAGCAGCUGACAGUGACAUCAAACAAGUUGCCGCUAUUGAUGAAGAUCAAACACGCCAGGGAGGAAUUAAAGAGAGCAGACUCAAAACUGAGCUUUGAUAAUGAAGUCAGUAUCACAGCUCAGCCCCCAAAAGACAUUAAGAGAUUUCUAAAAGCAGGUCAUAACAUGAAGUACGCUACAGUUCGUGAAGUACUGAAUGACAGUCGUGAGACUGUUCAGAAUCUCUUCCAAUCCAAUAAUUCACUCCACAAAGCUCGAGAUAUUAGAAAUAAGGGUAGAUUCGAUAUAAUUACAUACAAGGAUAAAAAAGUCAAUGGUCAGAUUUGUUCUAGCAACAAAUCAAACAACAGUAAAGGAUCCAAGUUAUCAAAUGACUCUAUAGCCGAUUUUCCUGACGAUGCUCUCUUAGCAAAACAUCUGUACAAUGACAAUCACUACAGAAGAUCAAGUGUCCAUCGACUGGCUGCUGCAGCUGCCAUCCUGGAAGCUUCGGAUAUUCGUAGGAACAGUAUCAGCUUGAGGUACCAUCCUCGAGCCAGGACUGCCUCUGAGAGCAGUACACGAAGUGGGGUCAGGAGUCGCCGGGCCACAAUUUCAUCAGGUGUGAGACCUUUCUACAGGGACGAUAUAUUCUUGCAAGCUAACCCCAGUCGGCUACCACAAUACACAGAGGGUAAUGGACCAGAGUACACAAUGGCAGUGACGCGCCUGCCCACCUUCAAUGAUGUGCUGGAGGAGGAGACCUCUCAGUGUACUCUAUGUCCUGAGGCCGUUCAGCGUACGCUAGCUACAAUGUUGGAUAUCAGCCUGCUUACUUCACCUACUUUCCUUAUCCUCUGUCUUAGUGGCUUCAUCACAAUGAUGGGCUUCAUGAUUCCCUACAUGUUUUUACAAGACAGAGCACUGAGUGCAGGCAUGGACCCAAAGCUGGCCAAGUGGUUGUUGUCCACUAUUGGUAUCACUAACACGUUUGGACGUAUGGCCUGCGGUAUCAUCACCAGCCUGCCCAAAGUUAAUGCUCUAGUUAUCAACAACAUUGCACUGUCUGUGGCCGGUAUAGCCACUAUCCUCAGUGGAGUCUCCAUGUCCAACAACUACCAGUUCGGCUAUGCUGCUGUCUUCGGAUUGGCAACAUCUGCUUUUGCUUCUCUUCGUUCCAUUCUCAUUGUCGACCUCAUUGGUUUGGAGAAACUGACAAACGGUUUUGGAUUACUGCUACUCUUCCAGGGUGUUGCUGCGUCUAUAGGGUCUCCCAUAGCAGGUUACUUCAUGGAGUUGACUGGUGACCACAACAUAACAUUCUUCAUUUCUGGCAGCCUCAUACUCCUGUCCGGGGCCAUAUGUUACCCCCUCAACUGGAUCAAUAAGUGGGAGAAUGAGAAGAACGCUAAAAAGGAAGCUAAAGACGCAAUACAAGACCAAGUCGUAUGAGAUAACUUAGCUCAUUGAUCCUUGUAAUAAUUCCAAAUAACAAGACUACAAAAAGUAAUCUUUGUUUGUAAAUAUUUAUAAAUAGCUUUUUUAUCUUUUGUACAUAUAUAAUGCUCACAUCACAAUAACACAUGAAUAUUCCGGUGUAGAAUAAGUAAUUUUAGCCUCAUUUAAUUUAUUUUACCUGUUUAUUUGUUUAAACCUAAGUCUAGAUAUAUAUAUGGUAGCUAAUUUGUAUGUUAAAUAAUACAUGUUUGAGAUGAUAGUUUUUUUUUUAAUUAAAAUAGACAGUAUAACUCAAACAGAUUUCAGAGAUAACCUAUUAUUGUUACAGUGCUUUUAAGAUAGUUACAUAUAUCAACUCAAUACAUUAUAGAAUUUCAUAUUUUUUAAUAAUGUGUACUCUUGACAAUUGCACAUUCCAUGCAUGUCAGACAAAAAUACAAAAUCUUUUGUAAUAAGCUUAUAUGGAAUGUUGGCAACAUUCAUAAUGUCAGUCUUGACUUGAGAUAUCAGAACAGCAGUAUGUUUUGUAAAUGUCAUGAUCGAUGUAAAGAGUCAGGUUUUAUUGUUUGUAUAGCCUAACCAUACAUCCCUGUAUUAGAUCUUUGUUUAUUGAGAAAUAAAUGGAAUAGGUACCUACCUAUUGUAGUUUGUCACUGUAUCAUGAUGAUAUUUAAUCCUGAUGGGAUAGAAUAUUAAUGUAUUUUAAUUAAUAGCCAUCAAACAAAGCAGGUUGAAAAUGUAUUUUUUCAAUUUUUCCCUUAAUGCAUAAAAACACAACUAAUGCCAUUGUAUACUCUUUGGGAUCUGUACUGAAAAUUCCUAUACCACUUGUCAAAUGUUGGUAUUUUCGUGAAUGAUGUAGGUAGACGGAAUUAAAGCACUUUUGAAAGAAUGAAGACUCCUGCUUCAAAAAAGUUAAUAUAUCUGAAACAUUACCUGUUGAAAUAGUAAUAUAACCAGUGCUUGAAAUUACAUGAAAUGAAAAAGUAUUUUUUCGAACUUUGUAACUCAAAUACUAAUGUAACUAGAGUUGUACAUUAAAUAAAUAUGAAUUGCCUUUAUUACUUCAAAACCAUACAUAAGUUGAAUUAUGUGUAAGUGAAAAAUAUUACUACCUAUAUAUAUAUAUAUAUAUAUAUAAAUGAUUAAUAGCUAUCAAAAGUAAAAACAUAUUUUCUUAAGUGGUUUUAUGAUGUACAGUUUAGUACAAAUACUGUAUCAAAGUACACAAAUAUCACCAAGGUACUCAUUUUCCUUCGAAAAACAUGUAUAGCAAACAUUAUUUCUCUGAAUAUUCAUAAUCAGGAGAAUGUGCUUAGAAUUCUGUUUUGUGAUAUUUUUAGUGGUGUCAUUGAAGUGUAUUCUAGCUCAGGAAUGACAAACAACAAUCAGAGCAAACAAUAGGAGUGAGGAUUUGGAAAUGGUUAGGGUCAAAUUUAUACUCAUGUCAUAUUUUAAGACUUAAGUUCUCUCUCUUUCUUUAAGACAUUAAAAUUAAUGUUGCUUAUUUCCCUCAACAAUUAAUCCAUAAUGUUAUUUGCUGUAAAGUUUCAUAACUUUGUUUUAAUACAAACAAAUUUUAAUUCAAACCACUUUUAUAAAUAAUUAAACCAGUGCAUUGACUAUCAUUUAUUACUUGUAUAUAUUUAGUAUAACAAUAAUGCUAUGUGUUAAGUUAUAAAGCCCGACGUCCUUUAGAUGUUAUUACAAUCUUAUAUUUUAUAAAGCUACAUAUUCAUUGUUAAGCCCUAUGAGAAAAUUCAUUGUUAAUCCCAAUGAAAUGUGUUCAUUACUCAUAAUAACGUUUUUUAACUAUUUAUUUUAAAAUAUGAUAUCUUAUUAAUAAGGAUAUAUUUUAUGAUACAUGAACAAUUUUAUAUGUAUAUAAACUUUGUUAUGUAUAGUGUAAAUAAAUCUGUAGUAAUGUAAAUUGAGAGAUUGUUUGAAAAUAAAGUUACUUUGAAUAAUUCAA
This is a messenger RNA of Homalodisca vitripennis (glassy-winged sharpshooter), 4349 nucleotides long. Its product is annotated as monocarboxylate transporter 2. Bases 212 to 2371 code for a protein of 719 amino acids. Gene Ontology annotation, biological process: transmembrane transport; monocarboxylic acid transport. The transcript has 9 exons. Lineage: Eukaryota; Metazoa; Arthropoda; Insecta; Hemiptera; Cicadellidae. Gene Ontology annotation, molecular function: monocarboxylic acid transmembrane transporter activity. The record is from RefSeq and is a predicted model, not a curated record.